CCCGCCGGCCGGCACGGCCCAGCCAGGGCUCCCAGGGCACCGCGCAUACCUGGGGUGAAGAAAGUCCCCGCAUUGUCCGUGCGGGCUACCUCCCUGGCACACGUGUCCACGGCUUCUGAUGGUUUGGCAGAUGAGAAACCCACCCAAAAGGUUUGAUAUGAAAUAAUAUAGAAGAGGCAGGAUGCUAGCUGAUUGCAGGAGCAUGAGUAUUGCAAAAUACAGAGGCUGCUCCUAGAUCUUCAAGUGUUAUGUAGGCAUUGAUAAGACAAGUCACUUCACAAUAGAUUAACCAAAUGAUGAAGAAGAAAAAUAAAGAACAGCAUGUAUUCUGCAAUUUGAAAUGCAAAUUCCAGCACUACACAUUUCUGGGACUUUUAAGCACUUGCUGACUUUCUUUCCUUUGGCUUAAAUAGCAUCAGGCAAAUGCUUAUGAGCUUUCCUACUCAAGGAUACUUCCCUGAGCCCAGAACCAAGUGCUCAGGAUAAACUAUUCCUGGUUUUUGCCACCUCACCAGCAAAAUGAAAUACAUUGUGCUCGGGAUAAACUAUUCCUGGCUUUUGCCACCUCACCAGCAAAAUGAAAUACAUUGUCUUCAGAUAUUCUGAUCCAUCAACCCACACAACGAGGAAUCUGGUGGAAAUGCCCAGCAUUUCACAAACCUCCAUUAUAUUUCAAAAGAAUGAAUGUACAGGAAAUAAGGGUAACUCUCAUCUGGAUUCUGAUGUGAAUGUGUGUUUCAAAGCAAAAGCUAUUUCAGCUGUCAGCCUUCUUGGGACAGAUGUAUUUACUCAGCUGCAAAAGGAGUACUGUGUCACCAAACAUCAAAAAAAUGGUGGGAGUUUAAAUUUCAACACAACAGGAAUAAUUUACCUCCUGAGCAACAAGCUACUGCUACAAGUACCUGGCAGAAAUAAAAAAUGAACACAGUUUUCUCUCUGUGUUAUGAAAACGACAUAGGAAGGCCUUUCCAAGUCUAUUUCACAAGAGCAGCAACAUAGCAAACCCACUCACCUCUCCAGGAGACCAUCGCUAACAAGGCAUGAUGCAAAGACUUUCAACUUCCAAUUAAGCAGGAAGCAGUCUCUUCUGGCUGCUUCUCCACCACAUCAAACACACUAACAUUGCUUUUAUCAAGUAUUAUUUUUCUCCCCCUUUUAUGUUGCGUUCAGUUCCCCACACCUCAAGCACUCCAGGAACUUGCCUAAAUUUUCUUUGGAGUACAGGAGACCAAACUUAAAGUUAAGCUGGAUUUGAGCACUGAAUGGGGGCUUUCAAUGUCUUAGUGAGCAGGCAGCCUGUGAAGGGCUUGUUUAUUGCGGGGGCUGGCUGCUGCUCUGCUUAAGCAACUGGGAGAUGACAAUAAAAUGUAAACUAGGAGAGGAUUAUUUUUCUUGCUUGUCAAAGAGAUUGCAGCUAGCAAAGUUCUGAACAAGAAUUACGGAUUUGAAGGAUCGGGGCCUCAUGUUAACCUUGGCCGUAUGGGACUUAAAGAAAGAUUUUAUGCUUAUUUUUCCUUACUACUGUCACCUCGGGGCACACGAGGUUAGCGAAGGCUCGAAGUGGCUCUGCUCCCACGUAGCCACAGCCACUUCCCAAGCCGCUGCGGUGACUCGGAGCGGUGCCGGCAGCCUGGCGCUGCCCUCCUGGGGCAGAGGCAGCUCCGGCGGACAGAGCCGCUUGCUCGGCACUCGCGGCUCGCCGGGCCCGAGCGCGGCGCGGCUCCUCCCAGCGCCCGGCGAACGGGCUCGGCUCGGGGAGCGGCUCCGCGGGUGCGCGGCCCGGCCCGUGACCCACUCCGCGCACUCGGCCGGCCACCGCCCCCUGCCGGCACCGUCAGCUCGAACCGCGAAACGUUCACCAAAAAGCGCCGGGGAGCGCCGCUUCCCCCUGGAGACCGCGGGCCACGGCGGGCCCGCACCUCCGGCUUUCAUGGGCUCUUCCCCGCUGUCGCACAGCGGCCACAUCCAGGGAGCAGCAUCCGGGGGCACCUCACUGACCCUUCCCGGGAGAGCCUGUCCGGGGGACCGGGACCGGGACCGCCUCAAUGCAGCGUUCGCUUCCAUUGUGAAUUUGAUGAGAGAAGUCUCAAAGGAGUGCGAGAAGUGCUAUGAGUCUAUGGAAGCCAACAAGUGCAAAGAGAAUGAAAUCAAACACUUCUGCAAAUACCAUGGCAAGUCAGUAGAAAGAAAGAUGGAUCCCACAGAAGAAGAGGGGACUGAAGGUUCUGUAGAAUCCAGCCAAGCUCAAGCUUGCCAGCAAAGGCCCAGAAGACCUUCCAAAGAUUUCUACAUUGAAGUUACUCCUGGCAUCUAUUCUGUCACAGCAAUCUCAGAAGACAUGGUGGAACAAACCCAUGUAGUAGAUAUCAAUGCAGGACAAAGUGUUGAUUUAACUUUUGUUCUGUGAUAUUUGUUGUUUCCUGGCAGUAGCAGGAAUAAAACAUGAUGUUUUUUAGUGCGUGUAAUGAGCUAUAAAUAUCUUUUUCUUGUUAGCACUUUAACAGUAGCUUCCUCUUUGGGACUCCAUUUUUAUGGCCUGUAUAUUUGUUUUCUCGUUAAUGCAAUUAUUUGCAGCCCACUUUGUACACUGAUUUUUAUAACUAUUUGUACAUUGUGUGCCUUUUAAAUCCAAUUAUGUGACUGUGUAAUUUCAGAUUCUUCUGCUCUAAACAAUUAAAGAUACAAUCAGUGGAAUAAAA
Molecule: messenger RNA, 2699 nt
Organism: Motacilla alba alba
Lineage: Eukaryota; Metazoa; Chordata; Aves; Passeriformes; Motacillidae
Gene: AKIP1
Product: A-kinase interacting protein 1
Exons: 5
Coding region: 1463-2407 (314 amino acids)
Biological process (GO): regulation of non-canonical NF-kappaB signal transduction
Cellular component (GO): nucleoplasm
Source: RefSeq, a predicted model, not a curated record